UUUGGCGGGGUGGGUUGUAAACGUGCAAAUGUUUUUUGUUUCUCAUGCAAUAUACGCGAAACGUUGUGUCUAAUAAUACUAAGGUCAAACGACACGACUCUUUAUAGAUGUUUGGUUAUAUCUUUAUAAAUUAAAGUGACGGGAAAUUAACACAGUACUUGCAACUGAUCGAAUCUAAUUUAAAGAGAGAAGAACAGAAAUGGCGAAUGAAUGUGGUGGAAUCGGACCGGGUUCGAUCUUGGCGAUUGUGGUCGUUGCGAUGAUGUUACUGUUCGUUCCUUUGAUGAUUGGACCGGUGGCUCCACCAACUCCUCCACUUAUCUUGGUGUUUCCGAUCGUCUUGCUCUUUGUGUUUCUCUAUCUUCAUUUUACUUCCAAGUGAAAUCUCUUUUUUUUUAUUUUUCUUCAAUGAUUAUUAUGUAGUAUCCGUAUGUAUGUAUAUAUUUUCCAGAUUACAAUGAUAUCUGUGUUUCUGACUCUACAUCUAUAAAUCCAAGAGUGUGUUUUUGCCA
Messenger RNA from Brassica napus (rape), 512 nucleotides. RefSeq lists its product as uncharacterized. Bases 200 to 382 code for a protein of 60 amino acids. The transcript has a single exon. The record is from RefSeq and is a predicted model, not a curated record. NCBI's taxonomy places the organism in Eukaryota, Viridiplantae, Streptophyta, Magnoliopsida, Brassicales, Brassicaceae.